Molecule: messenger RNA, 3421 nt
Organism: Gallus gallus (chicken)
Lineage: Eukaryota; Metazoa; Chordata; Aves; Galliformes; Phasianidae
Gene: RNF25
Product: ring finger protein 25
Exons: 10
Coding region: 30-1547 (505 amino acids)
Biological process (GO): protein ubiquitination
Cellular component (GO): nucleus
Molecular function (GO): ubiquitin protein ligase activity; protein binding
Source: RefSeq, marked validated
GCACUUCCGCUUCCGGGCCGGGCGGGAAGAUGGCGGCGGCCGGUGAGGAGGUGGAGGCGGCGGACUGGGCGCUGCCGGCCGAGGUGGAGGUGCUGGAAUCCAUCUACCUGGAGGAGCUGCGGGUGGUGCGGGGCCGCGCGAGGUCCGAGCCCUGGGAGGUGAGCAUCACCCUGCACCCCGCCACGGCCCAGGACCAGGACUCCCAGUUCGUGCGGUGCACACUGGUGCUCGCCGUGCCCCCCCAGUAUCCCAUCGAGGCUCCAGACAUCUCCAUCAGCAACCCACGGGGGCUGUCAGAUGAGCAAAUCCAAAAGAUGUUGCAGACCCUCAGAAAUGUUGCUGAAGCCAGGCUGGGGACAGAGGUGCUAUAUGAGCUGAUUGAGAAGGGGAAGGAGAUUCUCACUGACAACAAUAUUCCUCAUGGCCAGUGUGUGAUCUGCCUCUAUGGAUUCCAGGAGAGGGAAGCCUUCACAAAGACCCAGUGCUACCACUACUUCCACUCCCACUGCCUGGCCCGCUAUGCCCAGCACAUGGAGGAUGAGAUUCUCAUGCAACAGGAGGAGAGAGAACAGCACCUGGCACCUUCCCCCAAACAGAAAGUCGGCGUGCAGUGCCCUGUCUGCCGGGAAACCUUGGUUUAUGACCUCUGCGCCCUGAAGGCAGCGCCACCACCACAGCACCCGCUGGAGCCAUACAGGCCAGAUGCCAAGAUGCUGCAGCACCAAGAAGAACUGCGCUUAAUUUUCAAGAAACAGCAAGAGAAAGGGGGCAUCAUUGACCCUGAAGCAGAGAAGAACCGUUACUUCAUCAGCCUCCAGGCGCCUCCAGCUACUGUUGAUCCAGGCCAGGCAGCUGCUGCCUCUGAGCCGCUGGUGAGUGCUAGCAAUGUGGAUGCACCUCAGGCACCCUGCCAGGCCUCAGCUCUGGAGCCAGCCAGGGCUCCAGAGAGCAAGGCAGAGCCUGGGCAGCCUGAGAGGCCUGCUGUGCCCAAGGAACCCCAAAGCAAGAGGCAGAGGCACAGAGGGGAGAGGUCAGGCCCAAGAGGCCAGGGCAGGCAGUCCUGCAGCAGCUCGCAGGAAGGGGCAGGGGAAGCCUGUCAUCUGUCCCAUGGCUCCAGGGCGCCCAGAGGCUUUGGUCAGAGAUCAGAGAGAAGACCUGGUGGGAGGCACUGUCAGGAAUUUCCGAAGCCUCACAGCAGAAGCAAGGCAGCUGCUUUGGCUGAAAGAAAGGAGCUGUGCCCUGAAGAUUCCUCACCAGUAGCGGAUACAGUGGACUUGAAAGAGGAACACCAUAACAUGGAAAGAUGGACCCCAGAGCAAGGUGCUGAGGCCCAAAGCAGGGAGAAGGAGAACCUGGCAUUCAACCGCAGCGAGCACAGAGCAGCUCCUGGCUGCCAAGGCCACCACAGGCCCUGGGAUUGUGGGAGGUGGGAAAGGUCAAGAGUGCAGGAUCGUGGCUCCUACCACAGAGCACCAAGAGGGCGAGGGGUGUUCAGGCCCAGUGGACGUCGAGAAGCCCAUUUUGUGGAGAAGGAGAGCAGUUCCUAGCAGGAGGGGUGAGGGGCUGGGUUGGGAAGGGCUGUUAAUAAUAAGAAUGGCAAAGGCUCUGGUGGAGCAGUAGCAAGGAGUCACCAUACAACUUGGGACAGAGGAUGGAGUUGGCACAGCUUGGGACGGGUGGAGUCUCCAUGUUUCAUGUAGAAUAAAGCAUUGGGCUGCCUGGUGUGAGCAACUGGCUGUCACCACCACUGGAGAAGCUGACUUCUGAUAGGUCACAGCAGCCUUAGUCCUGAGGGAAGCAGGAGGCAGAGCAGGGCUUGACCAGGGACCAGCAUGCAUCCAUCACCUGUUUUUGUGAGCCAAGAAACAUACAUACCUACAUAAACAAGUGGAAUUAGCUUGGCGUGGUGCUACAGCAGAGCCAAAGCUGUGCAGGACCUUCCCUGGAACUGAGCAUCCCCACAGAGCCAUGGUGGCACCAUGUGAUGAGGCUGUGCCGGGGCAGCAACCUGCAGCUCAGCUUGCUGCAUCCUUUGGGGGUGCUUGGAGCACCUUCUCAGCUGCUGUCCAUACUCCUUAGAGAUGAUUUUUUCUUCUAUGGUGCAGACUGCUGCUCAACUCAUAGGCUUGGCCAGGCAAGUCCUUUGUAUAACACAACUCUUCCCAGCCCCAGCCAGAGCUAAAUUAAGUUUAAGUCAAUGCUUUGGCAGGUCAGGACUGUCCAGUGACUGAGGUCUGGUGCUGGCUCCUGCUCCCCCUGGAAGCUUGAGUUUAGCUGGAGCUUCUGCCCCGUCCUUCAGCUGCUUUUUUGCAGUUCCUUAUGCUGCUGUUUCAGAUUCAAACUGUGUCCUGCUGCAGAGAUGUGACAGGAAUCCCAAAUUUCUGAAGUGGGACACUGCUAUUAAAUUAAUUUGUUGGGUCUUCUCUGAAGCCUGUUCCUUUUGUUUUCUUUGCCCUCCCACUCCUGUUCUUAGCUGUUUGGAGCAGGUGUUGAUCCUUGGUAUUACUCCCUUGCCUCCUAUUCUGAACUGGCAGGGGAAGUCUCCUGGAUAGCAGGAUGCUGCUUUGUCUGGCUCAGUUUGACCUGUCUGGCUCACUUGGACCAUACUCAUUUCUUCACAGUUGUUUGUGCCUCGUGUCCCCCUAACAAAUCCCCUCUUCUCACACAGAUAAGUGUCAUCUUCCUUUUGCUCACUGAGCUUUUAACAGAGCAAAAAUCUCCACGUUCAAAUUGCCAAGCUCCUCAGCAUCCUGCAGUGAGUCAAAUUUUUCUUUCUCCUUGUUGGGAAAGCUACUGUGUCACAGUUGGAGCAUGGGAAUUCAGCCACAGAAAUUAAAGCGAGCAAGGUCUUCAGUAACCUCAAAUACUAUGCUUGAUAAAAAGGGAGGGGUUAUUUUUUUGCCAGGGAGAAGGGAUGAAGGAAGGGCUCUCACCUUUCUGACUCACUUGCUGUCAGCCUGGAGCAAAGGAAAAUUCUGCACUAGUGUGUGGAAAUGAAUUUGGGCCAAACAAAUCCCUUCAGAAAAUGUCCCGACAGCAGCAGGUAGAGGCUGUCAAGACAGCACUUAUCGCUGAAUUAAAGAGGAUGGUGGGGUGCUCUGUGGGAGAGCAAGGACAUGAUAUGCUUUCCCUGCUCUGGGUCUGAGAAACUUCAAAGUAGCAGAUGUCUCCAGCUCCUUUCUCUAAAAGUUUGUCCAGGGUGGGGAUUUAGAAUGAGGGAGAAAUGGAGUCUGCACCAUGCCCUGAGGCUUCUCACUUGGCAUUUGCUUGCAUCCCUAUUCCCAAGAUGGGGCUGUGCUAUUACUGACCUACCUCACAGGGCUGUUGUGAGGCUAAACUGACAGUGGUGCUCAGGCUGGGCAGAAAGACACGAAGGGUGGCUGUAACAUUAACACUAUUAAAAGCAAGCAGCAUGACACAA